Molecule: messenger RNA, 1089 nt
Organism: Frieseomelitta varia
Lineage: Eukaryota; Metazoa; Arthropoda; Insecta; Hymenoptera; Apidae
Exons: 9
Coding region: 1-870 (289 amino acids)
Biological process (GO): detection of chemical stimulus involved in sensory perception of smell; sensory perception of smell
Cellular component (GO): plasma membrane
Molecular function (GO): odorant binding; olfactory receptor activity
Source: RefSeq, a predicted model, not a curated record
AUGGUCACUGGAGAAUUGAAUGUAUCUCGGGUUAUAGUAUUUUAUAGCAUAGACACGCUGAUGGACGAGGUGGUGUAUCUGGUUAUAAGUAUAACAAUUCUAAUUAAACAGUACAAUUAUAUCCUGAAUGAGCAGAAGUUGGAACAACUUUUGAGCGAAAUCGUGAUCGAUCACCUGAUGAAACGACCGAAGGAAGAACUGGAAAUUUUGGACACGUACUAUAGGAAAGCGAUAAUAUUCUCUUCUAUAUAUAAAGCCAGUAUAUCUACGUCAGCCUUGAUGUUUAUCCUCAUACCGGCCAUACCACCUAUUUUGAACAUCAUAGCGCCCCUGAACGAGUCACGAGGCCGCGAAUUCGUCUACCCAGCUUAUUAUUUCGUUGAUGAACAGCGAUAUUAUUAUCCUAUACUAGCUAAUAUGAUAGUAGGAGCAGUAGUACUUGCAGCCGUAUAUAUAGCCUCUGAUAUCAAUUUGAUAUAUCUCAUACAUCACGGGUGUGCUUUGUUGGCCAUCAGCGGAUAUCGUUUCAAGCACGCGUUAGACGAUGUGAAUCUAUAUGAUGAAAAGUACAACGAUGCAUUAAUGCAUGAAGCUUACGCGAAGGUGUGCCGAUCUAUCGAAGGUCACAAAAGAGCUGUCGAAUACUUGGAAAAAAUCGAUGCCUGCUACGUGCAUUACUUCUUCCUACUCUUGGGCCUCAUAAUCAUAGCAUUCACAUCUACUUUCGUUAGGUUGUCAACGAUGGAAAUAGGGACCAGAUACUUCACGUUUUGUACAUUCACUGUUGCGCAAUUAAUCCACCUGUUAUUUCUGACGAUUAUGGGACAAUUUGUAGAAAACUCCAACAACGAAAUCUUUCAGCGAAUUUAAGCCGAAUUAAAUUCACGAUAAAAUUCGAUAUCAUACAGAUAUGAAGCCAAUUGGUACAGUGGUUCGUCUAGAACACAGUUACUGUAUGUACUGGUGUUGCGAAAAUGUUUAAAUCCGCCUGUACUAUCGUGUGGAGGAAUGGUCCGUUUGAAUUUGGUCAGCUUUGUACAGGUCCUCAAAGCAUCUUUUUCGUAUUACACAAUGUUCAGAUCUGCGUAG